Molecule: messenger RNA, 2150 nt
Organism: Microtus ochrogaster (prairie vole)
Lineage: Eukaryota; Metazoa; Chordata; Mammalia; Rodentia; Cricetidae
Product: nuclear body protein SP140-like
Exons: 20
Biological process (GO): regulation of transcription by RNA polymerase II
Cellular component (GO): nucleus
Molecular function (GO): protein binding; DNA binding; DNA-binding transcription factor activity, RNA polymerase II-specific
Source: RefSeq, a predicted model, not a curated record
AUGGCAGGAGGGGACAAUGGAUCCAGUAGCAGGGCAAGCUCAGAGUACUCGAGCGAAGAGGAGUCACCUGACUAUGGGCUCAUCUUCAAGCACUUCAGAGAAAAUAAGGUGGAAAUCGCAAGCGCCAUCACAAGGCCUUUUCCUUUUCUUAUGAGCCUCCGAGACCGUGGCUACAUCUCUGAGCAGAAGUUCCGGACUUGUCAACAAAGUUGUGAAAACCUGAUCCCACCGGAAAGAGUAGUGUAUGACAUCCUCAGUGACCUACAGAAUGAGUUCAGCCUAUCACUUCUCAAGGUGAUAUUCUGCGCGACGCAUCUGAAGGCCUACCCAGACUUAAAGGAGACCCUAAGAAACUUCCCAGGUGGGUCCAACAAUCACAGGGCUCCUCAGAGGAUAAAUGGAAGAGAUGCUGAUGAGAGGCCCAGACUGCCAGCAGUUGUUACAGAAGCAUCCUGUAGCCCUGGAAAUUCCCAAAUGAAUGACGAACAGGCAGAGGAGGUACCUAGCCUCCCACAAUGCAGCAGAGGUGAGUGAGCCUUUACUUGCCAGUCAGCUAAGGGAAGUAGUUCUCAUGAACAAAUGUUUGAUAGACAAGAGCCCCACGAUGACACACUCUCUUCACCACCGAGACCUGAAGCAGGAUCCACGGACAGCAAUGCUUUAGUUAGGGUGACUAGCCAGAAUGCUCACUCACCGGGUGAAGAACAAAAGGGGCUAGAAGAGCUUGCUUCAAGCCUGCUGUUCCAUGACAGAGAAGGAGCAGAGCGAUCCACAAGUGAAAAUGAGAUGUGCUCCUGUGUCAUGUGUUCCCCCGCAUUCGUGCCAGAGGACCCAGAAGCAAGGAUGAGAAGCAGCCAAACAGAUACCGUGGAGACUGGGAACAACACUACUGUAAGAAAAUCCAGGGGGAAGAGAAGAAAGAAGAAAGGUCACAACUGGUCAAGAAUAAAACGGAGAAGGCCACAAGCUGUACGGCCAAAUAUUGGUCGCCAGGCAGCUGUCAGGAGAAAGAAAACAGAAAAGAAUCCAGGCCGUUCCGCCAAGACCAGGGUUCCAAGAAGGCGCAGAACUGAAAAUGCAGAUUUCAGUGCUGAGCUGCUUCCUGUGACCUGUGGUGACGCGAAGGGAACAUUACACAAGGACAGAUUCAAGCAAGGGACCUCCAUAAAGUCCAUACAGAGUGAAGCUGGGGACUGGUACACACCUACUGAGUUUGAAAUCUUGGGAGGCCUUGGACGAUCAAAGAACUGGAAAUUGAGUGUGCGCAGCUACAAUUGGCCCCUGAAAUUGCUGAUCCAGAGAAAAUUUCUCCCCAAUUCUCCACGAAUUUAUGGCAAGAGAAAAAAGCAGAGAACACAGGAUUUGUCUAGUGCCCCAGCUAACUCUCAGAACUCAGAUGAAUGUGAAGUGUGCAGGAAUGGAGGAAUGCUCUUCUGCUGUGACACUUGCUCCAGAGCCUUCCAUGAAGAGUGUCACAUCCCCACGGUGGAGGCUGAGAUGACACCAUGGAGUUGCAUCUUCUGCAGGAUGCAGUCCUUAGGAAGCCAACAAACUCAUCCGGAAUCUGAGGUACUGCAGAGGCGGAUGGCGCCCCAGGAGCAAUUGAAGUGUGAGUUUGUCCUCUUGAGAGUCUAUUGCUGUUCCGAGAGUUCCUUUUUUUCCAAGAUGCCAUAUUAUUAUUACUUCAAAGAGACGUCUGAGGUUGUGCAGAAAGCUAUGUGGUUGGACAUCAUCAAGAAAAAACUGAGAGAGAGAGGUUACUCCCAUGUGGAAGAGUUUGCGCAAGACAUGAGGCUCAUCUUCCACAAUCACAGGACCACGUUCAAGGACCUCAACUUUGGUGAAAUGGGACUUAGACUGGAGUCUGAGUUUGAGAAGAAUUUCAAGGAAGUGUUUGCUAUUCAGGACACAAAUGAAAGCAGUUGACUGAUGUCACAGAUGCUGCUGCUGUCCUGGCGCCAUGUCCUUUUCUGGCCAGGUCUUCCCAUCUGCAGCAGUGAACGUUCUUUACUGAUGCCAUCAUCUCCAAGGGAUUCUCUGGGAUCACACGCAGACAGCUGCAACUGGGAGUCACACCUCCAGGUCUUGUGGUCCAUCCCCCUGCCUCCAACUGGAAUAAAGGGUGUGCUAGGUUGCUGCUCUCUGCUCCU